Messenger RNA from Bipolaris sorokiniana ND90Pr, 826 nucleotides. RefSeq lists its product as uncharacterized. Bases 23 to 529 code for a protein of 168 amino acids. NCBI's taxonomy places the organism in Eukaryota, Fungi, Ascomycota, Dothideomycetes, Pleosporales, Pleosporaceae. The record is from RefSeq and is a predicted model, not a curated record. The transcript has a single exon.
GCCUUCUUGGUCACCAGACAAAAUGAGAAGCCAAAACAACACGUUCUACCAACUCUCAACCGUAUCAAGUUUGGCAGAAAGCCCAUUACAAAUGGCCGUCAUAUCUGAGCUCCAGGGAGAAACUCAACGCUGGGACUCACAGACAUGCGUAUAUGCAACUCCUAGUCACGAAACCUACACUCCCAACAACAGCUUCCAGCAGCCCAUACCAGAACAGAAUAUACCCAACAGCACUGCCUUCCCGAGUGCCACUUGUACAACUCCCAGAUUUCAAUACACCCCUACAGCAAACUCUCCAUCAACACAAGCACACAUCCCCUACUACCAGUACGUACACCCCACACCACCACCCUCACCACAUGCUAACCAUCUCCCAGACUCUCCUCCGCCUACCCAGUCGCUACCCACCACCCACCCCCCUCCCUCACUUCCACUCCCCCAACCUCACCGUACCAACAACCCACUCUCGCCUCCACCUCCUCCACCGACAACACAAUACCCUGCCCCUACCACUGCGGCACAAUCCUAACCGGUGCCCAUGCCCUGGGUAAUCUGACCCGCCAUUUGAAAACGCAAGCGUGUACGGGGCCGGGGAGGGGAAAGGGGAGGUACAAGUGUGCGAAUGAGGGGUGUGAGAGGGUUUAUGCGCGAUCGGACGGGUUGAGGGUGCAUGUUAGGAGGGUACAUGGGGGGUGCUGAAAGGGAUGGGAAAGGGGAUGAAGGAGAGGGAGAGGGGGGAAGGAGAGAAAGGAGAGUGAAUCUGGCGGAGAGUUUGGGGAAGGAAGCGAGGGAGGUUUUUUUUGGUAGGGUUGGGGGAACUGGUUGU